CUGCAGCAGAGGGGGGAGGGUUACUCCCCUUUGUCUAGAGCUUCCCAAAUCCUAAACUUGGUGGGAGGGGGCUGAGGGGAGACCCUUCACUUUGUGAUCACCACCCCCCAUGUAACAAAACCCUGCCGGCUGGAUGUUGCCUCACGUGACAGCCCAUGCUGCCUUUGUCUGAUCGCAGGAUUGGCGCUGCUGCUGUCUAUGUCGCUACCUUGAGCCGGAGAGGAGCCGCUGCUAAACUGCGUAGAGGGAUAAAAUUAACUAAGAAUGAGCUGGAGUUUUUUAACGCGUCUUCUUGAGGAAAUUAACAACCACUCCACCUUCGUUGGGAAGGUCUGGCUAACUAUCCUCAUCAUUUUUCGCAUUGUACUGACUGCUGUGGGUGGGGAGUCCAUAUAUUAUGAUGAACAGAGCAAAUUUGUAUGCAACACACAGCAACCUGGGUGUGAAAAUGUGUGUUACGAUGCAUUUGCGCCAUUGUCUCACGUCCGUUUCUGGGUCUUCCAAAUCAUUCUCAUCACUACUCCUUCCAUCAUGUACUUGGGCUUUGCCAUGCACCGGAUUGCACGUCGACCAGAAGCGUACCGGAGGCAGUUGGAUAAAUCUGCAAUUAAGGGCAAGAAAAGAGCACCUGUGGUUCACCGGGGUGCUAAACGGGAUUAUGAAGAAGCAGAGGAUGACAAUGAAGAAGACCCCAUGAUUUGCGAAGAAGUGGAACCAGAGAAAGAUGCAGAGGAGGGAGACAGAAAGAAACAUGAUGGGCGUCGUCGCAUUAAGAAUGAUGGCUUGAUGAAAGUCUAUGUGUUGCAGCUGCUUUUUCGGUCAGUCCUAGAAGUUGGAUUUCUCAUGGGACAGUACGUGUUAUAUGGGUUUGAAGUGAUUCCAUAUUACGUGUGCACUCGGAGCCCUUGUCCUCACACUGUGGAUUGCUUUGUGUCUAGGCCCACUGAGAAGACCAUAUUCCUUCUAAUUAUGUAUGCAGUCAGCGCCUUGUGCCUUCUGCUCAAUGUGUGUGAGCUGUUCCACUUGGGGGUUGGUGGCAUUCGAGACUCUCUCAAGGAGCGAAGCAAAGAGUCUCAGGAUCCAAAAUACCCUAAAAAGGCUCCUAGUGCUCCCCCUAACUACCACUCCGUACUGAAGAAAGGGAAGGUGCCGAACGGCAAGAUGAUGUUCCCUGAGAAUGAGGGGUCUGAGGCUUUUGAGCUACCAGCUAUACACGAUCUGGACAGGCUACGCCAGCAUCUCAAGAUGGCCCAAGAACACCUUGACUUGGCAUUCCAGUUCAACCCUGCGGCUGAAACUACCAACGCAUCUAGAAGUAGUAGUCCUGAGGCCAAUAGCAUAGCCGCAGAGCAGAACAGACUCAAUCGCGCACAGGAGAAGGGAGGAGGAGUACGCGAGAAAGCAGGUUUGUGAUUGCUGAAGAUAGGGGUGGGAAAUGGGGGAACUUGGGGUUUUGAAAAUCCUAGAACACAACUGGAAUUAAGUUACAGUGGGGGUGGGGUCUGGAUUCACCCCGACCAGAAACCUCCGUAGGGUGAAGAAAAGGGAUCGUCUGGAGAGAGCAUGGGGUGUGAAUGCUCCUCUGUUCUGCUAGCUCAAGCUGCAUCGUGCCUGAAAACGAUACUUCAUUAACUUUCCAAGUACUGCUCCCUGCUCCGAGCAGCCAGCUGUGGAAGAAGAUUGAUACCACUGGUUUACACAGGCUGCCACCAGAGGUUGCUGUAAAUGUGAUAAUACAGUGGUUGAGGUGUGCAUAAAAUAGUGGUACUAGCUUCAUUUCAUUUCAGUUUGUUUUGUAUUAACUAUAGCAUUUUCUGGCCAGAACAUUUUUAUUGUUUAUAUAUCUUUUUUUUUUUUUUUCCCCCUUUAAAAAUAUUAGUGAUAGUAUAGUGGGGAAAAUGCAAACAUGUCGGUACAAUUGUGUUAUGAAGAUGGAUGAGAUGUGGUACUGUAGAUUGUCUACAGCCUGGCACACUUCAGCCACAGACCCCUUGUUAUGGGGUGGGGGUCAGAAGUGAACUUUGUUAGGCAUGUUAUGAUUUUGUUUAUAUGUUGUAACUAUUGUUUUAUGUAUGUAUAAUCUAUAGUGCAGACGCACUCAACGCGCAGGACAAUGAUUCGGAAGAAUCUACGAUCAUAUGGGGGAUAGGAGGAGAAUAUUUCAAACCUCUUAUUUUGAAAGCUUUAACAUUCCAUUACAUCUCCUUCCUGCUCUGCACACCUUCAUUCCUGGUGGCACGAUCUUCCAGUGCCACAGUGCUAUUAAAGGGGGUGAGCGCUUUCAUUUCAGUUUACAUUGGGGGAGGGGGGCUUAUUUGCCUUAACCCUUCGCAGUUAGUUGGGUUUAGAUGAAAAGCCAUCUGGCAGCCGGGAGGGGGGCUGCACAUUCCUUCACGCUCUCCUUUGCAAAUACCAAAAGUAUAUUCUCAUGGAAAAGCAGAGGGAGGUUGUACUCCUAUCUAUGCAGAGGUGAAGAGCUGACUCGAAACUUCCAUUAUGUGCUUUAAACUACAUUCCUAGUAUUUUAGUCUUACUUAAAACUAGGACGCGCCAUCUUUUGGAAUUUCAGACGUGGUAAAACCAUUAAGAACUCUUCUAAACAUGCAUCGUUUAAGCGCCUUUGUUGUUUCUGUUUUAAAUUAAAUGCGUUAAUUUGUAAUCGAUUUCCUAUUCGGAAUGUAUUAUCCCUAACUACACAGAACGUUGUCAGGUUUGAGUUUUGCCAUUGUGGGAGCGGGCGCGGGGACUUCUACUUUUUUUUUAUUUUUUUUUACUCACGCCCCACUUUUUAACCCUUUGCUGGUUCUAUGUUAUGUUGAACUACAUAGCAGAGGCAGUUGUUUCGUGAUCUGAAGCCACAUAACACAGGCUCAGUUGGCCAGGAGCCAUUGACCUCACCAAGGCACUUGCUACAGUGAGGGUAGUCACAGAGUAUUAAUGUGCAGUGUUCUUAUAACCGUUGCUUCAGCCCACAACAUAGCUUCCUUCAUUCUAUCGGCAAAAGGCACAAAUUAGUGGGACAAAAAUAUCAUCACACUCCUUCAGUGCCUUGAAAUUUAUACUGAUGUUAAAAUACUUUGAUAAAGGGAAAGGGGUGUUUUCAUUCCUAUGCUGGACAAGCUUGAAGAUUAUACUGUUCACAGAGCCUCAUCUCUUAUUUAGAAAUACUUGUUUUUUGGGGGGUUAUAUUUUGUAUUGUUUGUUUGUUUGUUUUUCUCAAACUUUGUGGUACUGGAAUGUAUUUGUGUGUUUUUUUAUACAUAUAUAAAAAAAAAUGAAGAGAAAUAUGAC
This is a messenger RNA of Pseudophryne corroboree (corroboree frog), 3291 nucleotides long. RefSeq names its product gap junction gamma-1 protein-like. Gene Ontology annotation, cellular component: connexin complex. Gene Ontology annotation, molecular function: gap junction channel activity. The record is from RefSeq and is a predicted model, not a curated record. Bases 265 to 1413 code for a protein of 382 amino acids. Lineage: Eukaryota; Metazoa; Chordata; Amphibia; Anura; Myobatrachidae. The transcript is spliced from 3 exons. Gene Ontology annotation, biological process: cell-cell signaling.